UUUCCCCACAACAUGAGAAAAAUGACUCAAAGAAUGGAGAACUUACGUUUUUUUCUGACCAAUAUGAAUCUAAAAUAGUCUAGAGUCAACAAUUGGCAAGCGCUAUUAUCUUGAACCGAAAUAUACCACUGAUGAAGAGGCUAAAGCUGAUGAAUCAGAGGAAAAACCAAAUGACUUUCAUCAGGAGAACAGCAGUGGACCUUCAUUUCUUCCAAAAGUGAAGUAUGAAAGUGCAAAGGGCUCUGAGACUUCUAAAUAUUUUGUUGAUUAUGAGAAAUAUGAUAAAGUUAUACAUCAACUAGUUUCUGAGUCUUGUGAUAUGAAUGAUUUUCUUGAUGACUCAACUGUAGAAGAUUAUUCUGCUUCUGAAAGCUCUAUUGGUGAGGAGCCGAAAAUCAAUGCUCCACUUCUUCCAGAGGAAAAACCAAUUGAAUAUCCUCAAGAGAAUGGCAUUGGAGAAGUGUCUGAAGACAACGUUUCACUUCUUUCAGAAGGCAUUGAUUUUGUUAAGUUUGUAAGUGCAAAAGGGUCUGAGAGGUCUAACUAUUAUUUUGUUCAUUGUGAGAAAUCUAUUGGUGUUUCACAUCAAGUUGUUUCUGAUUCUUGUGAUUUGAAUGACUUUCCUGAUGACUCAACUGCGGAAGAUUAUUCUGGUUCUGGCAGCUUUGCUGAGCACAAUGCAGAUGAAAUUGAUGAAGAAGAAAGCAUCAAUGCUGAGACACUUUCUUGUUUGACAGAGAAUAACACUGAUGAACCAGAUGUAGAUGUUAGAGAAAAGUUCAACUUUACAAAAACAUUGUCGGACAAGGCUUCAGAAUUUGUCAAGCAAAUGAGUCCCACUUAUCCUAUGGUUUCAGAGGGUAAAGCUGAAGAUCCAAUUGCAUUGCCUAAGAUGGGAGAGUAUGAUUCUAGAGCUUUGAUGGAUGAUAUAAAUGUCGCACAAGCUGAGGAAUUUGGUAUGACAACUCAUGAAAACAUUCCAUCACUUGACAAGACACCUUCCAGAGGUAAAGGUAUCGGACAAAAUGCACAAUUUGCUCCAGACUCCCUUCCUAGCCAGUUUCCUCGACCAAACUUGUCAUCAACCAAGAAACAAACUACAUUUCCAAUGACGACUCAAGAAUCCAAGGGCAUCAACAAGGAAAGCAUUGACAUGAUUAGCUGCGAUUUGGAGAUCAAAAAAGAUGAGAUGAAGAAGGAAAAGAAUGUCAUUGAUAAGGGUCGCAAGAUUGUACUAGAGGGUGAGAGUAUAAGAAGCUUGAAGAAGAUGUUGAAAACAAAAUUGAUGAUCUCUGAAAGUAUGAAGGACAAGACUCCAAUGUCACCAAGCGGGAGGGGAAGAUCAGACCAGCCUUGCGGAAGCUGCCUGAGAACUGCAUGCCUGUUGCUGACCCUGUGGAGAUGUGAAGUGCCCAUAGACAGUGUGAGUGUGAUGGAUGAAAAGGCUGAAACUAUGAGGAAGGCCCACUCCAAAUGGUUGUUUUUUUUUUUUGGUUGAAUUUGCUUUAAAAGAGGGGAGAGGUACUUUUAUCUUGCAUUCUUCAUGACAUUUUUGCUUGCAUUUUGUUUCAAUAAGACUCAGUUGAAGUACUUUGAUGUUAUUUCUACUCAAAGUGUUUAUAGUCUU
This is a messenger RNA of Tripterygium wilfordii, 1627 nucleotides long. RefSeq lists its product as uncharacterized. The record is from RefSeq and is a predicted model, not a curated record. Lineage: Eukaryota; Viridiplantae; Streptophyta; Magnoliopsida; Celastrales; Celastraceae. Bases 320 to 1498 code for a protein of 392 amino acids. The transcript has 3 exons.